UCGAGGAUCCACGCAGUUCCCUCUGUCCACAGCACAUACAGUUGCUACCUGCUGGGCGGAGUUGACUUAAACACCGGUGCUACAUGCUUCACCCUCAGUCCAACCGAGCUGCAGGAGAGGCCAUGCACGACUUGACAGCACCGGAACCGCAGAAGAGAGGCCGCCGGCAACCGCGGGUGACCGUGCAACCAGAGGCUAUGAGUGCUGCAGGUCGCUAUGUUGUGUUGACAGCCCUGUGUGUCCUGUGCUACUGCAACUCUCUCCGCGGGGAGUUAGUGCACGACGAUGUGUGGGCUAUCAUCAACAACCCGGACGUCAGACCGGGCUCAAGCCUAAUAAACAUCUUCAGCAACGACUUCUGGGGCAAAAUGAUGGCGGACAAUACGAGCCACAAGUCAUACAGACCGCUCUGCAUCCUCUCCUUCAAGUUGAACAUCCUGUUGGGCGGAAUGACACCUCUGUAUUUCCAUAUGGUCAAUGUGUGUUUCCACUGUGCUGUAACCUGCCUGCUCAUGCACACAUGUAAAAGCUGUGUGUUUGAAGACUCGCGUUUGGCUUUCAUCACAGCACUCCUCUUUGCUGUGCACCCUGUCCACACUGAAGCCGUGUCUGGUGUUGUGGGCAGGGCCGAUGUUUUGGCCUGUCUGCUGUUCUUGCUGACUUUUCUUUCCUAUGUUAGAAGUGUGGGUGUGUGUGUCCCAGAGGACUCUCUGCCCUCCACCAUGUCAGCAUGUUCUCUGAUUGUCAGUUUGUUGCUGGGCACUUGCGCCAUGCUGAUCAAGGAGACAGGCAUCACAGUGUUUGGAGUGUGCGUGCUCUAUGAUGCCCUGGUCCUCUGCUGCAAGCCUCUUAUUAAUCACCUAUAUAGCUCCAGACCAGGCAACCUCCUCUACAUCUGCAGCCCCUUCGUCAAAAGAGCCUGCCUAAUCUCUGGAUAUGUGGUGCUCAUCAUGUCAGUCAGGCUGUGGCUGAUGGGAGGAUCUAUGCCUCUCUUCUCUGAACAGGACAACCCCGCCUCCUUCUCCCCUCACCUGCUUACCAGGAUUUUGACCUACUCUUACCUGCUGUCAUUUAAUGCCGGGUUGCUGCUUGCCCCCAUCGUGCUUUGCUACGACUGGCAGGUGGGGAGCAUUCCCCUGGUGGAGUCGUUGAGUGACUUUCGCAACGUGGCUGCCAUUCUGCUGGCCAUUGUAAUGGUUGCACUUUGCCUGAACUGCAUCUUCUCACUGCAGAGACAAGAGAGCAGGGAGGUGUUGGUUGGAGUGUUGUUUCUGGUGUUUCCAUUCAUUCCUGCCAGUAACCUUUUCUUCAGGGUUGGAUUUGUUGUGGCCGAAAGGGUUCUCUACAUGCCGAGUAUGGGUUACUGUAUCUUAAUGGCUCAUGGCAUGGGUCGGUUGUGUGCGGUGGUAGGCCGCUGGGGCACCACAGUCCUCAGUGUCUCCAUGCUGUUGCUCCUACUUCUCUUCUCCUGGAAGACCAUCCAGCAGAACCAUGUCUGGCUAACCAGGGAGGCCCUUUUCAAGUCUGGUAUCCAGACUCUGCCUCACAAUGCCAAAGCCCACUACAACUACGCCAACUUCCUGAAAGACAGUGGCCGACACAAGGAGGCCAUUCACCACUACACCACUGCCCUCAGGUUAUAUCCUCGUCAUGCCAGUGCCAUGAACAAUCUUGGCACUCUGACACACUGCCCAGAGGAGGCAGAGUACUUCUAUAGGAAAGCACUGGAUACCAACCCUCAACAUAACCGCGCUCUCUUUAACCUGGGCAACCUCCUCAAGUACCAGGGGAAGGCAAAAAAGGCUGAGGCUCUACUGAUUGACUCCAUACACUUCGGUGCCCAUUUUGCUGAUGCUUACGCCAGUCUGGCAUCACUUUAUGCAGAACAGAAACGCUUUCCUGAAGCCAAUGAAGUAUAUCUGAAAGGCAUACAGAACUGUCCAGACAAUUCUGAUCUGCAUAAUAAUUAUGGUGUGUUUCUGGUAGAUACAGGAGAAGGAGCGCUAGCAGCAACUCACUACUUGCAAGCAGUUCGACUCAAACCAGCACACUAUGUUGCAAUGGUAAACCUGGGCCGCCUUUUCAGAUCAUCCAAUGAGAAUGAAGCAGCGGAGUCUUGGUACAAGAGGGCGCUGCAGAUAACAAGGAAGGUGGACAUCCUUACACCGCUUGGAGCACUGUACUACAACACAGGCCGAUUUGAAGAGGCUCUGCUGGUGUAUAGAGAGGCUGCAGCCCUGCAGCCAGACAACACAGACAUUUGGCUAGCUCUGGCUCAGGUUUUAGUCAUGGUCAGCCAUACCAUAGAAGCAGAGAAGAUAACCUUGGACAUCAUAUCCAGAGAAGGCAGCUGUAUUGAAUGUUACAGACUACUGUCUGCCAUCUACAGCAAGCGUGGCAACUUUACAGAGGCCCUGGUUGCUCUGGAUAGGGCCCUUCAGCAGAAUCCUAGUGAUCUGACAGUAAGAGCAGAGCUGUAUUUCUCCAAAGGAAACCAGCUCCGAGAGAUGAACCAGCUGGACCGGGCCUUUGAGAGCUACAAACUAGCGGUUGAACUCAAACCUGACCGGUCCCAGGCCUGGAUGAAUAUGGGAGGGAUUCAACACAUUAAGGGAGAUUAUGCAGCAGCUAGGAUCUACUACCAGCGAGCCCUGCUUUUGAACCCUGGUUCCAAACUUCUUAAGGAAAACUUGGCCAAGCUGGACCGGCUAGAAAGGAAACUGACAGUCGAGGCAUAGACCACCAAAGUCCGAAAGAUUCUGCAUCAUCAUGGGUAUACAUCAAGGGAGGAAGACACUGCCCACACUUCUGGAGCCAGUCUUGACAAAAUAGGCUAGGAUUGGAUGGACUUGUUUAGACUGUAGGGUGAUUGGUGUGUUGGAGUAAGGAGAUGGAUCAUGUCACAGUUCAGAAACCCUUUGCUUCACCUGUCUUCAUUAUUCACCUGCCUGAGGCACCUUCCUGUCAGGUGGCUGAGGCAGAAACUGUAACUGUAACUGUUGAAAGCCAAGUUAAUGGAACAUAAAGUUUGGAUCAUUGUUUUGCAAUGGUUUUGGAAUGGAUUGACACAAGAUUAAUUUAUGUCUGUUCGAUCUUGCAGACCUGGUAGUGACCUUGGGCCACAUGCUCCAGUAACUUCUUUAUAAUUUUCUUAAAUUUGUUCUUUAGAAUAUUCUGUAGAAAACUUGAAUAUAAUCUGUAUAUAUGAUGUAAUCUUAAACUGCAGAAUUGUUUGCACCUGAAUUCUUAUAUUGAUAGUAUGUGUUUUUAAUUUGUUUUGGGUCAGGUCUGUCAUGUUGGUUGGUCUGAUGUUUUACUCUGCACGUUUCUGUAAUCUGUGAAAAAUUACUGUUUGUGUCAGAGACAGAGCAACACAAAUUCAGUGGAGCUUACUUUCACUGCUUUGGUUUUGGGUCAGGUCGGAUACAGGUUUAAUCACCAGCUGACAGCUCUAAGCAUUGGUGUGAGUUCACCGAAGUUGCAUUGGGGACCCAUUUCCGAUCCAUUCAGGCUGGAUUUUGAGGGGUCUAGGAAGCAUGUGGCCCCAUUUUUUUUAGCAGUGGUUUUGCAAAUAUGUCCCUGGCCACAUUGAAGCACUGCCUCCUCAAUGAACACAUUCAGAACAUCUUCUAAUGUCAAGCUAUAACUGAUAUACUAAGAUAAUGGCCACUUUCGACUGUAUCUCUCACGACAGCUGUUAAUAUCAGGUAUUCCAUGUUCAUUUGACUUCCAUUUUUCAGAACUCUAUGUACAACCUGAUUUAACAAUGCUUCUUCAAGUAUAAUAAGUGUGUCUGGAUGAGAAUUUUGAUAUUUGUGGCCAAAACAUUUGAAGCUUUUCAUCAUGCUAUGUGGGAGUACAAAUGGAAUAAUAAAAGAAUAAAAAAGUAAAUAUAAUGGUUGGAAAUAUACAGAUAUAUAAAGAGAAUAAGUAUAUGUGAGAUAACCCUAAAACAAAUAGGCAAUUAUAAAAUAAUAAUUAUAAGCAUUUUCUCAUUAAAUUCU
This is a messenger RNA of Platichthys flesus (European flounder), 4004 nucleotides long. It is a transcript of the gene tmtc1, whose product is annotated as transmembrane O-mannosyltransferase targeting cadherins 1. Lineage: Eukaryota; Metazoa; Chordata; Actinopteri; Pleuronectiformes; Pleuronectidae. Gene Ontology annotation, biological process: protein O-linked glycosylation via mannose; RNA processing. The coding region runs from base 84 to 2738 and encodes 884 amino acids. The record is from RefSeq and is a predicted model, not a curated record. Gene Ontology annotation, molecular function: protein binding; mannosyltransferase activity. The transcript is spliced from 19 exons.